GAGCUUGCUAACAAGGCCUUUGGAUCUCAGUUAUUAUCAGUGGAUCAACCAUUCCUUGUAGAAGGUGAAGGACAUGCUAGUGCAAAAUUACAUCUAAGACGCAAAGAAAAAGAUGGAAAAUGUUUUGAUGAUCAAGAUUUGCUAUUCAUCUGCGACCAACUGGAGCCUGGUUCAUGGAGGAGACUAGGAGUGCGUCUUGGACUUAAGUGGACUGAUAUCAACAAGAUAGCAAACAACAACAGACUUGUAAAAGACCGCAUCAUGGAAUUGCUGGUUACUUGGAGAGAUAACCACUCAACAGACCAAGUACCAAUCAUGGUGAAUGCUUUGAAACAACAGCAGCUUGUUGGACUUGCACGACGUGUAUGUGAAAGGCAUGGCUACAGAAAUGAGUCAGAAGUUGCAGCAACUCAGAUAAAUGCAACAAAGCAAAGACAAGUGCACGGUUGCUUGCAUGACACUGACAUGGUAAUUAUCUCAGAGAGUCUUGACAACGAUUGGAAGGAUUUUGGGAUUUACUUAGGUUUGCAAAGAUCUGAAAUAAAUCGAAUUGAAUCAGAUUUUUCACCACCAACUGUAGACGCCUGUAUUGAAAUGUUAGUACAGUGGCGAGAAAGACAAGAAGCUGAAGUAAAUCAUCUCGAAUCAAUUAGCGAUGCACUGAACCAAAUUGAACGAAUGGAUAUCAAGGAUAAACUAUUAUUAACUAUACUUGUUCGCCUUUCAGUAUCAGUAUCUGUCUUUCAAUCGCAAUUAUUUAUUUCUGAUUCGACGAUCUAGUCAUGCAUCGGGGGGUGGGGGCCCAGACCUGAGGCCAAAUGCUCCCUGCUGGUGCCACCACUGAUUAUACAUUUUAAAAGAAUUUGAAGGCUUAUCUCUUCAAACUUUGUUAACUUUCUCAUGGUUAAUAGUUCUCAUUUAUUUGUUAAUCUCUGUAGUUAAAUUUCUGUAGUUAAGUUGUUCUGUAGUUAAGUCUUUUUUCCCCCUGAAAAGUCGCACCCCCUUACUUGAGGUUGCGCCGCCAACUCAGCAGUGUACGGUAGAGGAGCCAUAGGCUUAUUCUUGGUGGAAGCUACUGGAGCCGAGCAAACUGACGCCGAGGUACCUGCGUAUACACGGUAGUGAUGGCGACGCUAUCUCAAAAUCGGGGGUGCGCACUAACCCCCUCUUCACGUUCUUUUGUCUUUAUUUCUUGUGGCUUCAAAAGCGCCUUGAGAUGGUUUUCUGUGGAAGGCACUAUAUAAAUAUAUGACAAAUAAGCAUUAAUAUUGAGAACAUUAUCUGCUGAGCAGAAUCACUAUAUAUCAGGCUUAAAAUAAUUCCUGAACUGAAUAGAUAAAUAUUUUACACUAUUACAGUAUUAAUUUUUCUUAAACAGCUUCUUACAAAGUUACGUUGAUGUUCCUGAGGUCAAAGUCCAAACUAUUGUAACAAGGGUAUAUACCAUGGGUCAUUAUUCAAACCACUAUGUCCUUGUUACUAUGGGUCAAGAAUAAAACCACCUUGUCCUUCACUGAGUAGAAAGAUAGGGCAGAAUCUGGUUCAGAAAUUCCCAUAGAAUGGGGUAAUACGUUCCUAUAAGAUGGUAAUGCAUUCCAUGAGGAGUAAAAAAGUGGUACCAUAAGAUGACCAGACCAAAUAUGGUUUGACCAAAUAUGGCCUGAUAACGAAAUCCUUAGGCUGAUGAGGUGAUCCUUGUCAUGCAUAUAACCCCAGCUGAAAACAGAUUUCGCCACAACACAUUUUGGCAAGCAAGCUAUAACAUCAGCCUAUAUCUUUGCUGUGUUGUCAUCCUCGAUAUUCUGCUCAUUAUUACAGGUAAAAACCAAUGUAUUUUAUACUUUAUUGUUUAGUAGUUUAAGAAGUUUAGGAUAACUUGUUUACUAUGUUCAAAUGCACUAUAUAUUACUGCCAACCACUGUUAGUCGAUAAUGCAGUUGUAAUAUGAAUUAGUAUUAGAGUGUUGUCCCUGUACAGUCUUUUAUGGGCCUUAGCCUUAAUGUACCUUUGAAUAUUUGAAGUAAGGCAUUCCAGAUUUUAUGCUAAAGAUUGAACAAUUUGAUUCACGUUAUUCAAACUUAUGUUAUUUUUAUUGUGAUAUUGUAUAAUCCUAUGAAGUAUUUUUAAUAAAAUUCAUGUUUAAUGCUACUGAAAUUAUGAUUAUAGCCCUGUAUAGUAUAAAAUUGUAUUAUCUAUUAUGCUAGCCUUUUUGACUUAAUUAUAUAAAUGGGGCUAGACAAAACACAUUUUGGCAAGCAAGCUAUAACAUCAGCCUAUAUCUUUGCUGUGUUGUCAUCCUCGAUACUCUGCUCAUAAUUACAGUUUGAGCGAAGUAGUGAUCUGUUAGGGGUGUCGUACUGUGAUUGGGUUAUCGAACAAGGUACCGUCCAGCUACCGAACCAACAGAUGAGAGCAACGGAAGCGUCCGCGUGCAUACUUGAUCUGGUCGUGUCUGAUGUGCUGUGGAUUGCGAAUGUAAAAGCGUCCAGUUACACCAAGCGAAGCCAGGAGACAAGUCGCGUCGCUACCUUAGAUGUUCAACAAAUCAUAAGUUACAAUCUUAAUUGACUUAUACUUUAUAUUGUUGUUUGAUUUUCAAUAUGUAUUCUUGUGUUGAAUGAAUAUAUUGUGCCAAUUAUAUUCUAUUGUAUCCUA
Molecule: messenger RNA, 2655 nt
Organism: Anneissia japonica
Lineage: Eukaryota; Metazoa; Echinodermata; Crinoidea; Comatulida; Comatulidae
Exons: 3
Coding region: 262-780 (172 amino acids)
Biological process (GO): signal transduction
Molecular function (GO): protein binding
Source: RefSeq, a predicted model, not a curated record